CCAGAAAUUUAGAAGUGUUAAUGAAGAGAGAACACAUAAAUACAUCGUACUUUUUGCUUAUUUUCAGCCGUUUUACUAUAGUUACGCUAGAUAGACAUGAUCUUUAGGUCAUUAGGCAACAUUUAUUACGGAAAUAUUAAGAAUUAAACCAUCAUGUCAAAGACCAUACGCCAAACUGGUUUAGUAGCUGCUGGUUGCCAACCAUGGAAUCUUAAUAUGGUCACUGGUCGUGGGCCAAGCUUUGCAUAUUGCUCUACUCUUGCAGUUUAUAUAUAUGAGUAUGAUGAGGCUUAUGGAGAAUACCAUUUGACAUCGAUCAAUGCAACACAUAGCAAAACUAUCACAAGUAUAUCAUGGAAUCUUGUCCAUACAGAGUUAUUUGCAACUUCUGCUGCAGAUGGUAGAAUAUGUGUAUGGGACGUAAAUAAAAGGAAAUGCAUCAAAUCUCACGACAAACUCACAAAUAUCCCAAAAUGCAUUUGCUGGCUGCCUUCAAACAAAAGCCAAACACUUGCAUACUCCUGGUCCAGAGGUCCUAUUUCAGUAUGGGACACAAUAAGUGACAGAGUCUCUACUGUAGAAAACACAAGCAGUUUUGGUUCGGACAUUUCAAUAUUCCGUUUUCAUCAUACUGAUGCAUCAAAACUGGUAGUAGGCCAUAUAGACGGCAGUCUAUCUUUUUUCCAAUCAGGUAUUCGCAACAAACAUGCUUUAAAAGCAUCCGAAGAGCCAAUACAGGAUAAUGCAGUUGUGGCUUUGGCUUGGGAUCCUUUAUCAUUGGAUUACUUACUUGUAGCAAGAAAGCAGUCAGGCACACAGCUUGUAGAUGCAAAGUCAUGCUGUCUCAUCACUACUUUUACUUUACCGAGCAAAAUGGUUUCCACGACAACCAUGUCUUGGAUUGAUUCUGCACCUGGGAUGUUCCUUACAGGGGAUCGUGAAUCUGGUGUACUUAGAUUAUGGAGUGCCUCACAAAGUACCCCACUUCAAAGCUUUAGCCUAAAAUCCACUGGAUUCAGUUGCUUGCAUGUCCUUGCUUCACUGCAGAAUACUGGAUCAUCUAAAAUGAAAAAGUCCUCUUCCCAAAAUCCUCCUCCUAUCCGGGAUCGUGUCCACUCCUCCCUUACCUCAUCUCCACUGUGCACUGUGCCUCCUGCGCGCGUCGUGUGCACAUUCUCAGAUGGCGGCAUCGGGCUUUACAAUCUACAGCUCGGAAAAUGGGAGUUUCUUCGGGAACAGGGCCACAUAGAAACAAUAUUUGAUUGCAAAUUUAAACCUGAUGAUCCAAAGUCGAUAGCAACGGCUUCGUUUGAUGGAACUGUGAAAGUUUGGUCCGUAGAUAGACUUACAACUGUCAAUUCUACUAUUGGAAAUGAAGGUGUUAUAUACUCAAUUGCGUGGGCUCCAGGUGAUUUGAACUGUAUAGCUUGUGGGACAAGGAAAAGAGGUGUUUUUGUGUGGGAUUUUGGUAACUCGAAAAUUAUAAGAAGAUUUAAAGAGCAUGGCACCUGCACUGUUUACUGUGUAGCCUGGAAUCAAAGAGAUUCACACAGACUGGCGUCUUGUUCAGAUGACAAUACAUGCGUUGUGCGUCGAUUGGAUGGGGAAUUGCAGCAGAAAUUCCAUCACCCCGAUUCUGCUUUUGGUUGUGAAUGGUCACUUACAAAUAAGGACUUGCUUGCUACAGGGUGCAAUGAUGGAAUAGCUCGAGUUUGGGAUAUGUCGAAAACUACCACAGGUCCCGCCCAUAUGUUGAGAGGUCAUACAGCCAAGGUUUUCCAUGUAAGAUGGAAUCCACUGAUUCAAAAUAUCCUCUGUUCAGGCUCAGAUGACAAAACUAUCAGGGUAUGGGAUGUCACAACUGAAAACUGUCUUUCUGUUUUAAACGGGCACACAUCUAAUGUGCGUGGUCUUGCAUGGAACCAUGAGGUGCCAUAUCUACUUGCGUCAGGUUCAUGGGACAGCACAUUAAAGCUAUGGGACACAAGGAGUGGAACUUGCAUUGAUACUGUGCAUGACCAUGGUGCAGAUGUAUAUGGACUUGCCACUCACCCUCUUAACCCAUUCUUGCUUGCAACGUCAUCACGAGACUCGACACUGCGCAUGUGGUCUUUGAGUCCUUUCACAGAGAUAUUCUUCCUGAAGAUACUAACAGAGGAACCUCCCCAUAUGAUCAUGGAAACUCCAGAGCAAGCCAUGAAGAAUAAAACAUCUUUGCACUUGACGGGCAACAUGUCCAAGCAACUCCUGGCUCAACUUAGUGAGAGGAAAAACAACGACUGGAUCAAACUUCGAUGGUUCUCGGAGUUAUUCUGUUCAUCCUAUCGCUUGGAAAAUCUGUGGGAUUUAGUUUGUGUGAUUCGUGGCCAGCGCGAAUCUUCAUUAUCCAAGUCCUAUAAACAUGGAAUUCUACACAGAAAACACCUCACUAAAUAUAAAACAUCGAAUGCCCAAGAAAUUGAACACUCGAUCGUGUACAAGAGCGGCACAGGGUAUCGGCAGAACGAGAAGUCCCUCUUGCGCGCUGCCGAGCUUCAUCUUAAGCUGGGUAACAUGAAACGGCACUGUGAGAUUCUAGUCCAACUUAAUCAAUGGGAGAGAGCAAUCUCGUUGGCUCCCGCAGUUUCAACUCAAUAUUGGGCGGAACUUUCUAGAAAAUAUGCUGCGUCUUUAGAAGAAGAAAACAACAAGGACGCUGUGAAAUAUUUUGUAGCAUCUGGUAGUGUGGACGAUGCGGUUCGUUUCCUCACCUCACAAACUGAACUACAGGAUGCACUGCUGGUCGCACAAAGUGCCAGCGAGGGAAACAUGCCCUCUAGUGUUUGUAUAGACAGAGAUUGUAACGGGAAUUCCCCUGAAUCGGGAACAGUCAACAUACAAGAAGAGUUAGUAUCAAGAUGUUGUAGCGAGCUAGCCAACAGGUUCUACCACAAUGCACACCCCUUUCAAGCUGCAUCAAUCUAUUUAACAAACAAUGAUUUCGAUUCAGCCAUUAACUGCCUUGUUAAAGCCAACAAACUCUCGGUGUCUCUCUGUCUCGCUCGUAACUUGAAAGGAGAUUUCUAUGGAACGAGGGUCGCGGCAAGAUGGAUGGCACAAAAAUGUGAAACAACUGGUGAUUAUGACAUCGCAAUAAAGUUGCUUCAGCUUUUCGACCCCGAAGUAUCAACGAACACUAGGUGGAGCUCUCUCCAUGCAUUGUGUGCUCGUUGUGAUGUCAUAGAGGAAAACAAACGACAAGAAAUUUAUAAUUUAGCAGGAUUGUUAACUCCUGCUGAAUAUACCAACCAAGCGGUGGCAGAAGAGAGCAGGGGAGAUAUUCUACAAGCAAUGAAAUGUUAUUUAUUAAGUAAUCAACCUCAGAACGGAUUAGAAUUAUCACUUCAAUUGUUAACAAACAAAAUGAACAACGCGUCGUGGACAGUUGACGAUAUUCUCGACGAAUCAGAAGCGUGUUUGUGUGUGCGGUCAUCCGUGUUAAAACAACAGUCGAACAAAACCCUGCGAGUUAAACUUUUAACUUUCUCUGCUUAUAUUGGAGCACAUCUUGCUUUAAGGAGGGAAUAUACAGAAAUUGUGAAGCCUUUAUUACAGCAUGCAAAGUCUAUGUGCGAUCUGUGCCACAACAAUGACAGCUCAUUUCCUAUCCUACCCUCGUCUAUACAAGAUGAACUACACGCAUGGGUGAACAUGUCUGAUGAUGUCAUCGAGAGUGAUGUCAUCACUCGUAUGCGCCGCCGAGCGGGUGAAGAAACUCGGUCAUGCAUGAGAGGGGUAGCAGUGGUUGACGGGUCGAAUUUACCCUCGCAUUCAGACGUUCAUGUAUCUACUAUAUCAGGGAAACAAAUCAAUGGCGCUCCUUUUUUUCUCGAAGACGGCCGAUCUGUUCUUUCGCUCAAUGAGGCCCUCAUGUGGGCAAAAGUGAACCAGUUUUCGCCAACAGGUUCCGGCGCUCGAAUAUGUCCGUUUUAAAAUUUUGACACGCAACACUGAAAACUUACCCGGAAAACACUGAAUUUAAGGAUUGUGAAACAGUUUAGCUUUACCCCAAAAAUAGCCGUGCAUUUUUUUACAUUGAAAUUAUAUGAUAACUUUUGUUAUACCUUAAUUAAAAGUUCCAUCUAAUCUGUUUAACUGACCCCAAAACAUUGAAACAAUUAAGUAUUUGUAUAUUUAUAUUCUAUUCUAUGUGGGUGAGGUCCUACAGCAUGGUAUGACAUGGGACCUGAGAUUUAGGCCAGAGUUGGCCCAUUACCCCAACACCCAGGGUGCUACAACCCAUUAGUGACCACUGGGUUAGAGCAAUGUCCGUUAAGUGUUUGGAACACCUAUCCCCACAAUGCCAUAUACACACAAAGCAUCAACCUUUUUGCACACAUUGAUACAUUGAUAUCCCUAUUCAACACUAUUGGUAUUUUGUUGCAGAGCAUUCUGUGUACAAAUGGCAAAUAAUCUUCAUUUUUUUACAAUAUUUUAUAACAUUUUAGGGUAAAAAACAUUGUUUUUUAAAUCAAUUAUUGCUAAAAAAACAUUUUUUUAAACAUUCCAAUUACUCUAUAUUAUAUUCUGUUAACUAAUGUUUUUAA
This is a messenger RNA of Ciona intestinalis (vase tunicate), 4586 nucleotides long. The record is from RefSeq and is a predicted model, not a curated record. Lineage: Eukaryota; Metazoa; Chordata; Ascidiacea; Phlebobranchia; Cionidae.